AUGUCUUCCGUCCAAUUCCGCAAAGAGUUUCGAAGCCAUACCUUCGGCUCGGACAGAAGAAUGAGCUCUGGAAACGGCCCGCUUCAACCUAGUGAGCACACGUCAUUGCUCUCUAGACCUUCGUUCAAUGGAUUAUCACCCCAUGAACAUGAAGACCAUGGCAGCCACCACCAUCACCCGAAGGACAAUCGCGUCUGGGUCCGAUGGCCCUUACAUGUUGUUCGUUUGACCUGGUUGACCCUGGUUCGUGAUUAUGUCAAUGUACUACUCAUCUUUGUGCCCCUGGGUAUCAUUGCGGGAGCCCUGGGGUGGGAUUCCUCCGCCGUUUUCGUUCUGAAUUUCUUCGCCAUCAUCCCGCUCGCUUCUCUUCUGAGCUUUGCUACGGAAGAACUGGCAGCUACGAUGGGUCAGGCGCUUGGAGGCCUGAUGAACGCCACAUUUGGUAAUGCGGUGGAACUCAUUGUCAGCAUCAUCGCACUCAAGGAUAAUCAGAUUCGCGUCGUCCAAGCUAGUAUGCUGGGCAGCAUCCUAUCCAAUAUUCUUCUCGUCUUGGGAUGUUGUUUCUUUGUCGGUGGUCUCCGAUACUCUGAACAAUCCUUCAACUCAACUGUUGCCUCGACAAUGUCCUCCUUGAUGGCCGUCGCGUCCGCCUCGCUCAUUAUCCCAGCUACCCUUUAUGCUGCACUGUCCCAGUCCUCCCACAACGCACAAGAUAACAUCCUCAUCUUGUCGCAUGGCACCGCGAUUAUCCUCCUCAUCCUCUACGUGAUGUAUCUCUACUUCCAGCUGCGAUCACACGCUGAUCUCUUCGAGGAGGCCAACGGCAGUGACACCGAGAAUGGCGGCGGCGCCGAGGAGGAGGAAGCCGAGGAGCGCUUGCUGACUCCAUGGGCUGCUACUGUCGCCCUGAUCGCUGUCACUAUCCUCGUCGCUAUAUGCGCAGACUACCUAGUAGGCAGCAUUGACGCAAUCGUCCAGAAGACGGGAAUUAGCAAGACAUUUAUCGGUCUGGUGCUGAUCCCGAUCGUCGGUAAUGCAGCCGAGCACGUUACCGCCGUCGUGGUCGCGUACAAGGAUAAAAUGGAUCUGGCAAUUGGCGUAGCGAUCGGUAGCAGUCUGCAGAUUGCCCUUUUCGUGACACCUUUCCUGGUUAUUCUUGGAUGGAUCAUGGGCAUUGAGAUGACCCUGCACUUCCAGACUUUCGAGACUGUCGCCUUCUUUAUCUCUGGGUUGGUGGUUACCCUGCUGAUUCAGGAUGGAAAGUCGAACUAUCUCGAGGGUGGCAUGUGUCUAGGAUUAUAUGUUAUUCUCGCUCUUGCCUUCUACGUUUACCCUGACGAUGUAGGUGAGGGCGCUAGCGUCAUCAGCAACAUUUUCAGCUGA
This is a messenger RNA of Penicillium angulare, 1383 nucleotides long. Its product is annotated as calcium/proton exchanger. The coding region runs from base 1 to 1383 and encodes 460 amino acids. The transcript has 4 exons. The record is from RefSeq and is a predicted model, not a curated record. Gene Ontology annotation, biological process: calcium ion transmembrane transport; intracellular calcium ion homeostasis. Gene Ontology annotation, cellular component: fungal-type vacuole membrane. NCBI's taxonomy places the organism in Eukaryota, Fungi, Ascomycota, Eurotiomycetes, Eurotiales, Aspergillaceae. Gene Ontology annotation, molecular function: calcium:proton antiporter activity.